GCGUAUCGACGCCACUUGAGAAACCGCCCGCCCCCGAGGUGCAACAAACAGCAAAGCUCCUCCUCUUCCCUUCCGCCAAUGGCCGGCCGUCUGCUCAUGUGCGGCGCCCUGCUCGCCGUGCUCGCCGUGCUGGCGUCCACCCUGCUGGUGGACGCGGGGCCACCGCCGCCCCACAAGCCGCCGCCCCCGAAGGCGGGGCACCACUGGCACAUGCCGCACCCGCACCUGCCCAAGAACUGGCACGUGCCACACCCGCACCUGUCCCCGGCGGCGCACGCCAAGCUGCAGAAGAUCAAGAACUGCCUGACGUCGCAGCUCAAGGCGUUCCCGGGCGGCGCGGCCAAGGUGCUGGGCGUGUGCGUGCCCACCGUCACCAUGGGGCCGCCCGCCUUCGGCUCGUGCGUGGCGGGCAAGGGCAUCAUGUCGGCCGCCCGCGCCACCAGUCACUUCGCCGCCUGCGUCGGCUAGCGUCGCUGACGCGCUCUCCGGACGCCCCCCCCCCCUUCCCCCUCCAGCCACCCCCAGCUACCCCCAGCGUCACAGCAUUAAUCCCAUUUCUGUUUCUUGUUUUUCUUUUUUUCUGAGAGAAUGUUUUGAUGUAUGCUGCAGGGCUCCAAAACUAAGCUUAACCCAAAACAAAUCGUUACUUAAAUAAAGUGACAGAGGGAAAAAAAGUGAAAAAUAAAGUUAUGCUUUGUAACAAUUAAGUCCCUUGUGCACUUUUCGAACAAAUUUCCCAAAGCUUCAAGAGGUUAAGAGUUACAAGGAACAUAGCUUUGACGGAUGAGAUAGCGUUAAAGAACUAACUAGUCUUUGAUAUAGACAGGGAUGUGGGAUGUCGGUGACCCAUGUGGAAUAAAUGAGAGUGAAUAAGGC
Molecule: messenger RNA, 876 nt
Organism: Thrips palmi
Lineage: Eukaryota; Metazoa; Arthropoda; Insecta; Thysanoptera; Thripidae
Exons: 2
Coding region: 79-468 (129 amino acids)
Source: RefSeq, a predicted model, not a curated record